This is a messenger RNA of Penicillium malachiteum, 1848 nucleotides long. RefSeq lists its product as uncharacterized. The record is from RefSeq and is a predicted model, not a curated record. The annotation marks the transcript as partial. The transcript is spliced from 3 exons. Lineage: Eukaryota; Fungi; Ascomycota; Eurotiomycetes; Eurotiales; Aspergillaceae.
AUGGAGUUUACCAAUAUACUCAAAGAUGUCGCCUUGUUACUCUUGUAUCUGGGACACCAGGCUAAAAUCCCGUUAUUCUGGUUUCGAGUAAUCGGAGCAGGAUUUGCUCUGGGAGUUGGCAUCGCAUCUCUGGCUAUUAUUAUCCUACUUGUUCGAGUUCUUUCAGUUCCCCGUACGUUGGUUUCAUUAUCAGAUGAAAAGCAGGAUGUGAUCGGAAAACCACUAUUGUUCCCUGUCAGAUUCAACCAUACCCGAUUUAUUCCUGUUAAAGAUCAGUUUUCGAAUCGUUUUCUUUGCGUCGGAGUUCCAGUUGGUCUUCGAUGCCGUAUCGGAAACCUCCUGGCUGUGGAUGAUAGCUCUCUUGAUGUCUCACCUCCCCCGGGAAGUACUGGGUGGUCAUGGAAGCGAACUUUCUCUCACUUGAGCUGCUGGUUCACCUUGGACUCGGCACGUCACCUUCAUCGAGGUGAUCAUGGAUUAGAUCUGCGACAGAAAUUGGACAAUUAUCUUCUGGCCCUGAAUGAAGACCCAGCUCAAUGGCCUCAUGCAUAUCUGAUGGGAAUUCCUCAGUUCAUGGGUUGGUCUCGAAGUGUGGUCACCUGGUGGUACCUUUAUAAUGAGGCGAAGGACCUUGAUGCGGUCAUUCUGGAGAUCAACAACUCCUACUGGGAAAAGCGCAACAUUUUCCUGAGAGUGAAUCCCACUUCCGAUGCUCCAAUCAAGCAAAUCGCAGCACCCACCGAGGGAAAGUAUCUCGACAGCCGCGGAAUGGUGCGAUCUUUGGACUCUGCUCCCCGGGCCAACUAUUACAAAGGAAUCUGGAGCAAAUACAUCUUCGCAUCUCCAUUCGAGAAAGUCGAUGGAUUGGUAUCUAACCGCAUGAUGGAUCCUUUGCAACCGGGUGCCUGGAAGAAAAAUACCUCAUUCUCUAACAUGACUACCAUGGAGGACUCGGGUGAGGUGAGAAUGGCAACACGUUUAACCUGUGAGGGACCUCCAAUUGAUCCUACUCAAAUGAGCUGUUUCGAUAUCGUCAAGUUUGUCUGGCACUGGACGGUCCCUGGUAUUUUGACGACUGCAUUUAUUGUCAUCAAGGCCCUCAAGAUCCGCUUUUCUGGAGCAAUGAUUAUGAACAAAAAGCCUCCUGUGCGGACCGGCAGUGUUGGUCGACCGAUCACAGAGGAAGAAUUCAAAUUGGAGCCUCUUUUCCGCUCAUAUCUCGAGCAAUGUAUUCAGGCUUCCUCAGAGCCUGUAGAACUCACUUACAUGCCCUGUCGAUCAUUCACCAAUGACUUCAUCCGCAUGCGAUCUCCAUCUUACAAGGAGGGCGCUCCAAAUGCACUGUCUCUGACAGUUGAGCCCGCAGACCCGGGAUUUUACACAAGAUUCAUCACAUACCCAGACAUCAAGACCGCAUUGGAUGAAGAGACAAAACCAACGGGACUCAAUGCUGAUCCCAACUCUCAACGACUCCUUGUGUCCAAUCCCAAUCUUCUUGCUUCACUAUGUGACUCUGCAUCCCACCAAAAGACCGAUUCAUCACCGAAGACCACAAGCUGGAAAACAAAGUUGCUCCUAUUAUGGUGCCGCGGAAAUUCCGGGCCCACAUUCAUGGAUGACUUCGUUUUGGCUACUCCCAACACAUCAUCUCGCACAUACCUCUCUUCUCUCAUCAGAUGGUCAAGUGCCAAGAAACUUGCAUUCGGUUCUCCCAAACUUUUCGGCAUUUUCACAUUCAUUGUCUCGUGCUUGAUUCGGUUGUUCGUUUGGGAAGGUCUGUCUCACGGAUACCGGCAAACCCUAUCCAUGCUCGACGUGGAGCCCUCUAUUCCUACUCUGGUUACUGUU